This is a messenger RNA of Uloborus diversus, 3166 nucleotides long. RefSeq lists its product as uncharacterized. The coding region runs from base 101 to 1810 and encodes 569 amino acids. The record is from RefSeq and is a predicted model, not a curated record. Gene Ontology annotation, molecular function: GTPase activator activity. Gene Ontology annotation, biological process: signal transduction. Lineage: Eukaryota; Metazoa; Arthropoda; Arachnida; Araneae; Uloboridae. The transcript has 11 exons.
UUUCAGGGAAGGGGUGGUUGGAUUGUGUUACGAUUGCCAUAACAAUUCGACAAAUUGUUGGCACGUAAGGGAGGCUUUCGUUGAUGUUCGACCCCUUACAAUGUCAGGCUGGGCUCAAAGGAUGCAUCGUGGAGCCGCUACUUUGAGCAACGUCGUAACUUCAUGUGGUCAUACUCCAGUUCCAUAUCCUACAAGGAUGGAAAAAGUAAAAUUUGGAGUUAUUCUUGACCAAGUUUGUAAGCAUGAUAUUCCUGGCCCUUUGCUUAUUUUAAUACUCAAAUUGAAUAAAGAAGGACCUUAUAAAAAAGAUGUGUUCCGAGCACCAGGUCAUCAAGGGAACAUGAAAAAACUCACCCAUUUCUUGCAACAUGGACGUCUAGUCAACAUAGAAAAUUUUUCAGUUUAUACUAUAGCAUCUGUUUUAAAGAAAUUUUUAAGAAAAUUACCUGGAGGGAUUUUUGGACCAGAAAAUGAAGAAGCUUUAUUUGAAAUAAUUAAUUUAGAUAAUAUAGAUGAAAAAAGGGAUAGAAUUCAUAGGCUUAUAACUUCACUUCCUAUUGUUGCUCAACAUCUUUUAGUUCUUUUGUUUGGUACAUUCCGCGCCAUUUCAAGCUGUUCUGAAAAAGCACAAACCGGUAUGUCUUCAGAAGCUCUUGGAGUUAGUGUAGCUCCAAGCUUUUUCCAAUCUUGUGUUAGUGAUGGAAAAGUAGCAAGAAUGGAAGAUGUUGUACGAUUUAAGGUGGCUACAAGAAUAAUGAAGUUCCUCAUAGAUAAUUUUGGUGUUAGUAACUUAUUUGGACGAGAAAACUAUGAAUAUUAUGCAAGGAUCACUGGACGGAUUCUGAAGGUGGAAGAGGAUUGGAUAUUUGCAUUUCGAUACCCCCCAGACUCAUUAGUUUCACGUAAUUAUGACUGCAAAGCCUCACUGGAGACAGAAAAGUCCUGGCUCCAGCAAGAGGCAGAGCGAUGGGGCUUGCCUUUUAAUUUAGAAGCUAUAUCUUCUCAAGAAGAAUGUCGAAGUACUCCUGCUUUAAUUCAUGCUAGUGAACCAAUGGUUCAAGGAGAUGGUCCUCAACUAAGUGGUAGUCUAAGUAAUUUGGGAGACACCUAUACGAGGCUGAGUGUUUCUUUAGAAGACAAUGGCCUUUUUAAGGCAGCUUCUCCCAUGUCUUUUUUGGCCCUUGAUCCAGAUGAGCUGAAAGCAGUUAAUCGCUAUGCUGAGAGCACAAAGUCUUUAUCCUUUCUGCCACAGGUCCAUGAAAGGCAAACUGCCCGAAUGCGGACCCGAUCGGAGUGGUUUCUCAACCCUUCUCCUUGUCCCUCACCAACUCCAUUCAGUGUUCAGCCUGAGAUUGCCGAAAUGGAAGAAGUUGCUGCGAAGCUUAUGAAAACAUCAGACUCUAAGAGAGGGUCAAAUGCAUCUUCUAUUUCUUCAAAUUCAUUAUUAAAUUCUGUGGGUGCUGGAAGUGACAAACAACUUGUUCGGCGUUCUUCAGGCAAGGAGAAACGUCUAGUCCGUCGUUCGUCAAGUAAAAGUAAACGAGAUAAAGAAAAUGGUGCAAACACGUCGUGUAUUUCAACAUCCGGUAUUGCUACUUCAAGCAAAACUAAGUGGGACUCUGGUGCCAAUAAAGUAGUUUCCCUGGGUAGUUCUAUGUCUGUUGAGCCAACUGUUGUAUCGGGCUCAAGCCCAGCGCGUGCUAAAGUUAUUAAUCGACUUUCGAAUCCGGUUGGUAUAACUGAACAAGACUGCACAGAACUUGAUGUUCAAACUUUUCAUGUAACGCUCACUUAUAAACCUCGAAUAUGACCACUUACUGUUGAUUUUUUAAUUUGUUAUCAUCUGUAAAUACUAUAGCUGUUAACUGUUGAAAGAAAAAUGCCAAAGUCAUAAAAAUGUCUCAACAUUCAUUCUGCAUAUGUCAUGUAAUUUUUCAUUUGCAGUCAUUUUUCACUUAUUUAUAAAAUAGUUUAGUACAAGUUUAUGAUCUCGCUUAAAUGGUUUCGUUCACUGCCAGAAUGAAAUGUUUGUAAAACAUUACAAGAUGUUACAAAAUGCAAAGUUUUUUAUUUACUUCAUACAUUUUCCUGUUUUGAUUUAUUUUUCUCUUUUUUGGAUACGUAACAUUUAGAAUGAAUGUUGCUUUUCUACUCUCCAAAUUUUUAGUCAAAAAUGAAUGUUUCACAAGUAAUAUACUUUCUUUCAUAAAAGAGAUAAGUAUACGUUUUUGUAAUUUUUUAAAAAUUAAUUUUGAUUGUAUGCAUGUGAUAAUGGAUGUGUAUAAAACUGUGCAUGAUAUAAUGAUACUUUUAAUAUUUGAAUGUGAUCUUUUAUGAUGUAAAACCCAUUAAUAAGUAUCAUAACGAUUCAAUUUAUACUUUCAUACUAAUUUUUUAUACCAUUCAUUUUUGUUAGUUUUGUAUUUAAAUCAUUUCAGUGUACUUUGUCUUCAGCAAAACCUUUGUGUUUUCAAUAUUUGCCUGGAAGAGCUUUGAAAUUAGAUUACAAUUGGCCAAAAUGAAGAGCUUUGUGGUCUGUAUUGUGUAUAAUAUUUAAAAAAGUACUGCAGUUUGAUUUAUUGUUGAAAUUUAUUAUUGAUAUCUGUAUAAAGAAUGCUCGUUUUAAAUCUAUAAAUUAUAGUAAAAAUAAUCUUUUUUUCACCACAUAUUUCUUUAUUAAAUUAUUUUACUUUUAUUGGAGAAUUUAAUUGGCAAUAACGAAAUACUUUGAGGUAUAAAAGAAAGAACCAUGUAUCUUAUAAGAAAAAAAAAAUAUAUAUAUAUAGUACACUGCAACAAGCUCCCUACAUUAAUGAACAGAGAAUAGGACUGCUAUAAAAUAGCUUAUAACCCUUUCUGGCACAGUAAUCACGAAAAAAAAAAAAAAAAAAACACCAAUUUCAAAAUUUGCCAAAAAUAUUCUUUUUUCUCUUUAAAACCACCAAGAUUUCUGCAGGGGUAGUAUUUUGUUCUCUUUAAUGAUUAUAGAUAGCAGCAAUGCAAAACAGCUGAUUCUGCUGGCUCAUUUUUUUUUUGUUCAAAUCACCCCAGUUUUCAAACUCAAAAUUGUGAAUGUUUGUAAGAUUUUAAAAUUUUUAUUUACCCUAAAACAGUUGACCAUUUUUCUUCAUUUUCCCUGAGGUAUUCCAUCAUAUUUUUUUGUGAA